AUGAAACCACUGUGCAUACUCUUGGGCCUUUUGGCCCUCGAAGCCUGUUUCUCGCCUGGUGAGAGUCAAAGAGGCCCCAGAAGACCAUACCCACCUCCUUUUCCUCCACAACCUUUACCUUUUGACCCAAGAUAUGUUCCACCACCUCCUCCUCCUCCCCCUUAUGGCCCAGGGAGAUUUCCACCCCCUCCCCCUCCCCCUCCCCCUUAUGGCCCAGGGAGAUUUCCACCCCCUCCUCCUCCUCCUCCUCCUCCUAAUGGCCCAGGGAGAAUUCCACCCCCUCCUCCUCCUUUUGGCCCUCCACCUCCUCCCCCUUAUGAUCCUUAUUAUCCAUAUCCACCAUAUCAACCAAGAUCAGAUAUACCUGAACCUAUAUUCUAUCCUGGAUACCCUCCAACGCACCCUUCCUCCUUCACCCCUGCACCCCAAACACAAGCUACUACAACCACAGAAACUCCCACCACCACCAAAACAAACCCCACCAGCCCUACAACUACUGCUUCUACUACCCAAGAUGCACAUGAUGCUUCUACCACCAAGGGACUUUUCGAUAAAGUUGUUUCCAUUUUUGGAUAA
Molecule: messenger RNA, 576 nt
Organism: Molossus molossus (Pallas's mastiff bat)
Lineage: Eukaryota; Metazoa; Chordata; Mammalia; Chiroptera; Molossidae
Gene: SMR3A
Product: submaxillary gland androgen regulated protein 3A
Exons: 2
Coding region: 1-576 (191 amino acids)
Biological process (GO): regulation of sensory perception of pain
Molecular function (GO): endopeptidase inhibitor activity
Source: RefSeq, a predicted model, not a curated record